Molecule: messenger RNA, 4909 nt
Organism: Effrenium voratum
Lineage: Eukaryota; Dinophyceae; Suessiales; Symbiodiniaceae
Source: the annotation of a GenBank genome assembly
GGCUGUGAAUCUGCCUUCCAAUGAAAAGCCCAUGGAGCCAUGGUCUUCGUGUUUCACCUGCGCCUUGUCUUGGCGCUGCAGCUGACAGGUGGGCAUUUGCUGCUGUGCAAGCCGGGUGAGAGUGUGCUUGCCUGGCUACAAACAUGGAUGCCAACUGCAGCCGGGUGCCGGCCCAAUGCGUCAACGGAGGCCAUCCUGCUGAGGACUGGUGGCGAGUGGGACGGAAGACAUCUGAAAGCUUAUGUCCGUGAGGGAGGUGUUGUCGUCACAGACCCGCACACUGCCCACCUGGCCCACAAAGCCAUAUUUGACGUGCCGGUUGCUCAAGGACCUUGGCAUGGACUUUGUGGCGGCGCCUUCCCAGAAACCAGCCGCUUCCACAAGCAGGAUGACUUUUGGGAUGCAUUGAGCCAUGGAGCCGCCGCCGCUUCCGGCGGCUGCGGCACAUCAACCUAUCACUUCCCGGGAGUAAGAGGACUGGCUGGCUGGACAUCACAGUCCUACAGCUUGGCCUACCGCCAGCUGAACCUCGGCACCGUUUGGUUUGCAACCUGGGAUUGGGAAGGGGCCACCCAACGCCGCAGCAAUGACGUGCUGCGCUACAUCUUGCAGCGCAAACUCAAGUCGCCCGAGCCGUCAACAACCCAGGCCAAGCCUCAAGCGUCUGCGUGGCCGACCCAUUCCAGAUUGGGCCCGGGGCUUCCAGUCACAAUCACCUGGACCAUGACCAGCACUCUUCCAAUGAUUCCGACUACGACGCAACCACAGACUACAACUGCCACCUCUCAAACAAGCACAACGAGAUCCUCGACAACAGCUAGUUUGACCACAAGUAUCACGACCACUUCUGGCACUCCGACGACUGCCACCGCUGCGCCAAUUCCGCCAACUCACACGGCCACGGCGACCUUGACAACAGCUACCUCAACCACCCUAAGUGAUACCCCGCUGCCUGCAACCACCACCUUUGUUCCCGCCCCGCCAACUUUCACGACAACUGCAGCCUCCAGUGCAACCAUGACGUGGACAACGUCCACCUUGUCAACAACUACCGCCCAGGUGCCUACGACUUCUUCCAUCACGCUGACCACCACCUUUGUUACCCCACCCCCGCCAACUUUCACGACAACUGCAGCCUCCAGUGCAACCAUGACGUGGACAACGUCCACCUUGUCAACAACUACCGCCCAGGUGCCUACGACUUCUUCCAUCACGCUGACCACCACCUUUGUUACCCCACCCCCGCCAACUUUCACGACAACUGCAGCCUCCAGUGCAACCAUGACGUGGACAACGUCCACCUUGUCAACAACUACCGCCCAGGUGCCUACGACUUCUUCCAUCACGCUGACCACCACCUUUGUUACCCCACCCCCGCCAGCUCACACGACAACUGCAGCCUCCAGUGCAACCAUGAUGUUGACAACAUCCACCUUGUCAACAAGUACCGCCGAGGCGCCUACGACUUCUUCCAUUGCCCUGACUUCUGCGGCUGCAACAACCACAGCCCUUGCUUCCACUGCUCACACAACAACUACAACCAGGACACUCCCGCCACGCAGGACCACACCAACUCAGACGACAACCGCAGCAGCUAUCACAGCAGCGGCCACAACGACAACCGCGGCAGCUCUCACAGCAGCGGCCACAACCACCCUGACCACUACCACUCUUUCCCGACCCCCCCGUCCAACUCGUACAACAACUGCAGAAGCUCCCACGACAAUCUCUUCCACCAGCCUGACAACCACCGUUGCAGACGGCCAGCAGCCACCAACUCAGACGACAACCGCAGCAGCUCUCGCAGCAACGGCCACAACCACCUUGACCACUACAACUCGACCCCCCCGUCCAACUCGUACAACAACUGCAGAAGCUCCCACGACAACAACGAUAAUUGUCACCACUUCCGCUGGCCUAUCGACUGCAACCUCUACGGCGACAGAAACCACAAGAACCUUAAGAUUUCCAACCCGAACAACUACGCAUGUGACAACAACAUCCCAUUUUGGAUCACAAGGCAGCGUCAGCACCACCACAGCUGUCAGUCAAGGUACGGGGCUAGAUAGCACCACCGCCACCACCCAAAGCCGCCUUCGAAGCAGGACAAGCACUUCUAGCUUUAGCCAGGGCAGUGCCAGCAUAGCUCCCACCAGCACUAGUUUGUUACAGGCCGGGCCAUCAACCACAGUCACAACCACUGCAACGUUUACAUUGAGCACCGCUGCCACAUCUGCAACGCUCACGACCACCAGAUCAGGCACAUCAACCACCACAACAGCGAGCCGCACCAUGGCCAACUACGUGGGCAGCGAUGCAGGAGAAAGUGCCACCCUUGCGGCGCAGGAUAUCACGGGAAGCCAGGAGCAAGACAUCACCAAUGUGCUCACCGCAGCCGCGGGGCUUGCUGAGAAUGCCACAUACCUGGACGGAGUGGCAACGCUGCUUGAGAAGCGGAUCCAGACCCUUGAUGGAGCGGUGUUUGACACGAGAGCAGUGCUGCCAAACAAUUCCAGCUCCCUUCUGAUCAGCUUCGCAGAGAGUGAGGUGGAUAUUCCUGGCGCUGUGCUAGAGGGCCUGCAAGCUGGCACCAACAGUGCCGUUGGCGUUUCUGUGGCGCUCUUUCCUGAGGCCAGCAAUGAGUUCCAGACCUUCAAUGGCUUGACUGACGGCACAAGAGUUGUCGCCGGGACGCUUCUCACGAUUUCAAUGUCUACCUUGGAGGGAGGCGCGCUGGCUGGCGAGCUCCCGGCGCCAGUGCAGUUCAGCCUGCCAGUGUCCGGAAACCUCACAGACGAUAUGGAGUGCGCGUACUGGGAUGAGGAGACCAGCUCGUGGUCCACCAGGGGGGUUUCGCGCCAGCCCGGCGGAACCGAGCGAUCGGUGCUUUGUGCGACGACACACUUCACCGUUUUUACGGUGAUUCUUCGGCCGAUGGCUGCCGCGCCCUGCAGCUUUGAUGCAGAUGCCUCAGACGUCUCUUGGCCUGCACGGGCCGCAGCUGUGGCAAACUGGGCAUCGCUUGCCGUGGGCAUCGGCUUCUUAGUCCUGGCGCGGAGGGUCGACCUGAAGAGCAAAGAUCGCAUGGCCGUCUUGAAGGCCAGGGGCAAGGCGUGCAUCGGAUCGGCUUCGAGACGCCAGAAGCUGGCAAGCUUCUUGCACUCCCAGGUAUUGCGGCCUCAGCUGGGCGUUGAUAUUCCGUAUUUAGACAAACUUCAUGCGGUCGGUGGGCGAACUGCAGUGCACGGGGAAGCAGAGUUUUUUCUUCAGAGAUUCUAUGCUGACAGCGCUCGGAGGCGGGCAAUGCUGAUGUUCGCAUCGUGCCGGUGGCUCCAAGUCUUCAGGCCGGAAUGGCAGUCUUCCUGCAGGCAGCGGAGCGCCUUGCUGCUGGCCGAGCUUUACAGCGGAUGGGCCGUCGCAGCGAUCUUCCUGAGCCUCGUUCCUACGCCAUGUGAAGCACGCGAGAACCCAUCGACGUUUCUCGUGGCAGCGUUGAUUGCCUGGCUCUCGAGCAUCUUUGGGCUGCUGCCUCUUCAGCUACUAAUCGCUGUGGCGAAAGGCACAAGGCAGAAACGCAUGCUAUUUUGGGCCUUUGUCGGCGGCUACGUUGUCAUUUGUGAAGUUGCCAUUUGCCUUUUCGUCGCCAAUGCCCACAUCUUCGACAGCCAGAGAUGGCUCAUAAGUGCUUGUGUCAGCUUCGGGACCUUCUUGCUCUUGCAGCCGCUGCUUAUGUUGGUCGUGCUGGUUUGCAUCAAGGAGCGCCUGCACAGCAGCGAGCGAAUAGUUGAAUGGGCCUCGCGAGAAGCAGAUGCACACACCUUGCACAUUGAGAAGCUGGAAAUUUCCGGCGACGUGCAGCCUGGAAAGGAGUGGCUUGUGACAUGGGAGAUGUUGGGACAUCCGGACAGACUGGAUUGGUGUGAUGCUUCAGGCUGGGAUGGGGACGCAAAGCUGGAAGGUGUUACCGAGCACCAUCGAGUAUUGGUAUCCGUGUAUCGAAGGAGGGCAAUGCUCUCUAGGGUGCCGCCAUGGGUGCCAUGGGUGCCCUCAGAAGUUCUUCUUGGGACACGCGUGCUGGAGAUUGCGGAGCUCAUGAAGGCGCCGUUUUCCGGGAAGCUGACGGUACAAAGGAAUGGCCGGGACCUUGAAAUGCACCUCUUCGUUGAGAUGACUGUCAAAGAGGCGUCGCAAGACACCUGGAGCUCCAGCUCCAGCAGCGAAGAAGAUUUCGUUUGGAUGCCUGGCCCCGCCCGACGCAGCAUCUGCCUGCAAAGGGAACCCAGGGAAGCGGAGAAGCCCGACCUCAUCUCAUGCGUUUUGCACGCGGAACGACGCAAGAGUGUCACGGACCGCGAAGAAGAGACAGAAGUGGUUCCUCUGGAGCUGCCAGCUGUCCCAGCCGACAAGAUUGCCAAUAAGGCAAGAGAGCUGGCUCGCUUGGCUGACGCUCAUGCGCGCAUCGAGGAUGGAAUUCCUGAUGAGGUUCCGGUCGAGCGCAGCUUCUCGGACAAGGCCCCGACCAUGGCAAAUGAGCCCACUAAAGAUCCAAGCGCCCAGGUGCAGCAGCCAGGCCAGCAAGUCAGGCAGCUUCAGCCCUCCAAGCGGUCAGCCCCGUACACCUCACGCACGCCGAAGGGCAAGGGCAAGGGCAAGAGCAAGGGCAAGGCAAGACAGAUGUCGCACAUGGAGCAGCAUCAAGCGAGAACGCAGCUGGAGCAGCAUCAAGUGAGAGAGCCUAGGGACCCAGAAGCCCAAGCGUGCCCAGCAGAAUCUUCCAAUCACCCGCUAGGCUCGGCCUUUGCGCCUGUCGGCUCUCGCCUCACACGCGCUCAAGUCUCACCACGCACCGAUGCAGGGCAGAUGCAAGGCAAAGCCUUCAUGGAAAUCUAAUGGUUGUGACGCGCAGAAA